AUGGAUCCUACCAGAGCUCCGGAUUUCAAGCCACCAUCUCCAGACGAGGAAUUGAACCCUCCACCGGACCCAGAAUCUAAAAUUCCCAAAUCCAUUCCAAUUAUCCCAUACGUCUUAGCCGAUGCGAACUCCUCCAUAGAUGCACCCUUCAACAUCAAAAGAAAAAAAAAUCACUCCAAACAUCACCAUCAUCAUCAUCACAAUCGCAAAGAAGGUACUGAUAAAAAGCAUCAACAUAUCCCACUGAAUCAAGACGAUUUUCAACCGCUUUCUGCAGAAGCGUCAUCCGAAGAAGACGAGGCCGGUUUUGCGACUAAAGAGAGGUCCAGUUCGGAUUCAACUGCAGAAUCGGAAAUUAGAGGUGUUCAAAAAUAUCAAAUUGCCGAUUUGGAAGAAGUCCCACAUGGAAUUGUUCGUCAGGCAAGAAACUUGGAAGAUUACGAAUUCCCCUCGCAUAGAUUAUCCAGAAAAUUACUGGAUCCAAAUAAAUUGCCGUUAGUGAUAGUGGCAUGCGGGUCUUUCUCGCCAAUCACAUAUCUGCAUCUAAGAAUGUUCGAGAUGGCCUUAGAUGCCAUCUCCGAGCAAACAAGGUUCGAAGUUAUAGGUGGUUAUUACUCUCCCGUCAGUGAUAACUACCAAAAGCAAGGCCUAGCGCCAUCUUACCACAGAGUACGUAUGUGUGAAUUGGCUUGUGAAAGGACAUCAUCCUGGUUGAUGGUUGAUGCAUGGGAAUCAUUGCAGCCUUCGUACACAAGGACAGCUAAAGUCCUGGACCAUUUCAAUCACGAAAUAAAUAUUGAGAGAGGUGGUGUGGCUACCGUAUCCGGGAAAAAAAUUGGUGUAAAGAUAAUGUUAUUAGCUGGCGGUGACCUGAUAGAAUCGAUGGGUGAACCCAACGUUUGGGCAGACGCCGAUUUACACCAUAUCCUGGGUAAUUACGGUUGCUUGAUUGUCGAACGUACCGGUUCGGAUGUUAGAUCCUUUUUAUUAUCCCACGAUAUCAUGUAUGAGCAUAGAAGAAACAUUCUUAUUAUCAAGCAACUCAUCUACAACGAUAUUUCUUCUACAAAGGUUCGUCUAUUCAUUAGACGCGCCAUGUCCGUACAAUAUCUACUGCCAAAUUCGGUUAUCAGAUAUAUUCAAGAGCAUGGGCUCUAUGUGGACCAAACUGAGCCUGUUAAGCAAGUUCUUGGAAACAAAGAAUGA
Messenger RNA from Saccharomyces kudriavzevii IFO 1802, 1206 nucleotides. RefSeq names its product nicotinamide-nucleotide adenylyltransferase NMA1 (gene NMA1). NCBI's taxonomy places the organism in Eukaryota, Fungi, Ascomycota, Saccharomycetes, Saccharomycetales, Saccharomycetaceae. The transcript has a single exon. Gene Ontology annotation, biological process: NAD+ biosynthetic process. The coding region runs from base 1 to 1206 and encodes 401 amino acids. Gene Ontology annotation, molecular function: nicotinate-nucleotide adenylyltransferase activity; nicotinamide-nucleotide adenylyltransferase activity. The record is from RefSeq and is a predicted model, not a curated record.